Molecule: messenger RNA, 1743 nt
Organism: Rotaria sp. Silwood2
Lineage: Eukaryota; Metazoa; Rotifera; Eurotatoria; Philodinida; Philodinidae
Source: the annotation of a GenBank genome assembly
AUGUGGUUGUUGUUUUUCUUGUCGUUAUUCGUUGGAGUUAGUGGAAAUUUAUAUGGAUGUCCAACAAAUGUAACUUGUUUAUCGGAAGAAACAUGUUGUCAAACAAGUACUGGUUUAUGGGCAUGUUGUCCAAUUCAAGAUGGUCUUUGUUGUGAUGAUGGUCUUCAUUGUUGUUCAAAAGGUCAAACAUGUUUAUCUGAUGGACAAUGUUCUUCAUCUUCAAAUCAUAUUUAUCCUGGUUUACCAUUAAAAAUUCGAUUAAAUCAAAUAAAUUCAGUUCCAUGUCCAGAUGGAAGUUCUUGUCCUGAUGGUAAUACUUGUUGUCAAUUAUCAUCCGGUCAAUAUGGUUGUUGUCCACUUGGUAUCGUUUAUUGUUCUGAUGCUGUUUGUUGUAGUGAUCAUCUUCAUUGUUGUCCUCAUGGAUAUACUUGUGAUGUUGAACAUUCCCGAUGUAAAAAGAAACUUAAUGAUGUAAAUGAUGUUCCAUGCUUUGACGGUUCUGCAUGUCCUGAUGGUAACACAUGUUGUCAAUUACAAUCAGGAGAAUAUGGUUGUUGUCCAUUAGCUGAUGCUGUGUGUUGUAGUGAUCAUCUUCAUUGUUGUCCACAUGGAUAUAGUUGUGAUGUUGAAAAAGGUCAAUGUAAUCCUGGUAUAUAUAUUCCAUGGUUUACUAAAAUACCAUCUUUACAUCGAAAACAACACUUGACAAAUAUAAUUAUUGAUAAACAAAUAAAUAUAUAUGAAUUAAAACCAUCGUCAAAUUCCAAUGCACAAAUCAUUUGUCCAGAUGCUACAAGUUUAUGUCCAUCAACAUCAACUUGUUGUUUAACACCUGAAUCAACAUGGGGUUGUUGUCCAGUAGAAAAAGCCGUUUGUUGUUCUGAUCAUUUACAUUGUUGUCCUGAACAUUAUAAAUGUGAUUUACAUAUAUUUAAAUGUGAUCAUGAUUUAUUUGGAUCAAUUCCAAUGUUAAAAAAAGAACCAUCUUUAUAUGUUAUUUCAUCAAAUAUAAUUCUUUCAAACGUUCAAUCAACACUUUCAACAAUUCAAUGUCCUGAUGGUUUAUCUUAUUGUCCUGAAGAAACAACUUGUUGUGAAUUGAAAGAUGGUUCUUAUGGAUGUUGUCCAUAUCCUCAAGCAAUUUGUUGUCCGGAUAAAAUUCAUUGUUGUGGAAAUGGAUAUUCAUGUGAUGAUAGUGGUAAAAGAUGUAUUCGUCAUUUAAACUCAUUAAAUAAAACUGAUAUAAGAGAAUCUGCUGAAAAAUUUUUAUCAUUAAAAAUGAAAAUAAAUGUUGAAUCAUUUCAUAAAUUAUCUCCAUUAAAAGAUCAAACAUGUCCUGAUGGUAAAACAAUAUGUUCAUCAAGUUCAACAUGUUGUCAAAAUAAACAAAAUAAUCAAGUUACUUAUUCAUGUUGUCCUUAUUCAAAAGGUGUUUGUUGUGGUUCAAAUGGAUCAGUUUGUUGUCCAAAUGGUUAUACUUGUAAUGAAGAACAACUUUCUUGUCAAUUAAGUGAUUCAAAAUUCUUACGAGAAGCUCGAAUGGAUAUUGAUAAUAAUCAAUGUGGAACAUCAAAUGUUGCUUGUUCACUUGAUCAACAAUGUUGUAGAACUUAUGGAUCAUCUGAUGUCGAAUUUGCUUGUUGUGCUUUUUCUGAUGGUCAAUGUUGUGAGGAUGGUCAACAUUGUUGUCCAAGAGGUACAAAAUGUGAUGUUCAAUCUGGUGGAUGUAUUCAAAAUUAUUAA